Messenger RNA from Sinocyclocheilus grahami, 3189 nucleotides. RefSeq names its product protein FAM124A-like. The record is from RefSeq and is a predicted model, not a curated record. The coding region runs from base 300 to 1226 and encodes 308 amino acids. The transcript has 4 exons. NCBI's taxonomy places the organism in Eukaryota, Metazoa, Chordata, Actinopteri, Cypriniformes, Cyprinidae.
CGUACUCGCUUUAACUGCGUUGGGCCACCGGGGAGCGGUAAACGCACCGCUAUUGAAGUGAAUGAACGGCGGUGACGCACAAGCUUCACGAACGAACCGGAUCAGACAGACUCUCGCGUGUCUUGUCACUGUUAUCUGUGCCUGUCAGCGUUACCGGAGUCGGUUGUUCAUCCAAGCUUUAACGAGUUUCGUCGCCUUCAUUUUUUUGCAGUGUACGUGAGCGUUAAAGUGCAGAAGAGAAAACGGGAGGCAUGUGAAGUUACUGUCACUUUCACCAGAGAUGAAGAAUUCAGUUGAAGAUGAGUGCGCUGAUUCGGGAGCGGAGACCGGAGGCUGUGAACGAUGAAAAGAUGCAUCCUGGUUUGUUUAUAGGUCUGACUACAGUCUUAUGUCAUCAGCAAGCAGUUCAAGGUUCACGGUAUUACCGCAAGCACACUAUUGCGAAGUUCUGUCACCUUCCUCCUGAUGAUCCUCCGUUUACCUCCCCUCCUCCACCCGAGCUGCCCCCGCCACCUCCUCCCCCAUACGGCCGCGGGCCCGCCUCCUAUCGAAAUCGCCGUUAUCACCGGAACUCAUCGCGUUCGCGGACCCAGACCCUUCCGUCUCCGGUCGCCUCCAGGACGCCCACACUGUGCGAUCAGGAAGGCCGCAUGCAGAGGCUCCAGAGGGAUGUGGAGCUCUUACGGGCCGGAUGGACAGGCCACCGCACACAGUCCCUCUUUUCUCUCCCUACAGACGAGUCCCGCUCCUCGUGUGCCUCUCCGUCAAGCUUCCGUCCUCGCUGCUUCUCUUCAAUGGCUGCUCCAAUUUUCCGUGUCAAUGUCGAUACGCUAGUGGGAGCCGAAGAGACGGAUGUGGACACGGGACAGACCAUCAGUGGCAGCUCUGUGGACCUAUCGGUGGUCUCAGGUUAUUCCCAUCCACAGCUGAGGCCCCAUUUAAAGGCCCCAGCACUGCGGCCCAAGUCUGCUCCUCCAACAGAUGGAGGUCUUGACUUCGCUGAUCUGACCUAUAAUAAUGCCUCCUCCAUAAGACAGACUCCUGUGCCGUCUAGAGCACAGAGCAUCUCUGCAAAAUCCACACCUUGUGUUGUACACGAACCACAGCUAAAGAAUGUGAAAGAUGUGUUGCAGGACAAAGGGCAGCAGAACAGCAAUGGCAUUGUGACAGUAGAUGAUUGUAGUCAAGAAGGCAUUGCGGAGGAAGAGCAAGAAUUUUAUAUCUGACACAUGCAGGACAAUCAUCUCAUCAGCAUGUAUGCGGGUCUUAAAGAGGGAAUUUUGAGGUCUUCUAUAAUUGCAAGCAGCUGAAUAUUAAAAUGUGGAAAACCCUUAAACCGAUGUUCACCCAAAAAUGAAAAUUCUUUCAUGAUUAACUCGCUCUCAUAUUGUUCUAAACUCGUAAGACUCGCAUGAAACACAAAAUUAAGACAUUUUAAUGAAACCUGAGAUGGUUCAUUGAAAGUCCAGGUAAUCAAAACCUCAAGUCAUAAAGGUGUUGACAAAUAAUUGCAGUUUAAUAAGUCUUGUGAAGAGGUAAGGUCACGUUAUAUGAGUAGAUUUAAUUAGGCAUUUAUUCACAUGAAAACACAUGGUAAACAUUUAAGCUCAAAUAUGUGCACACACAUGUGCAUUGACUUUCAAUGGAGGGACAGAAGCAUAGGUUUAAUUAAAAUAUCAAAAUUUGUGUUCCGAAACGGGUUUGGAACGACAAGAGGGUGGGUCAAGGAUGACAGAAUUUUUUUGGGUGAACUCUAUUUAAGCUUUUGUUCUAUAGUGCAUUUGUUUUAUUAGCAACAGGCCAUGCUUAAGAAUGUGCAUUCAUAAUGAAUGACUUUAAGACUGAAUCAAAUUGACUUGUGUUUGUUGUAUGUUGUGGUAUUCUGUAAUGUUUCAUAAUAGUUGUAAUAACAAAGGGGCUUCAUUGCUUAUGUCAGAGAGCUCAGCGAAGAAUAAAACUCUGCCACCUAGUGGUUGAACAUAGUAACUACACAGGAGCUAGACACUUGAGUCAUGAGGCAGGUCGCUCAUUAUUAGAGAAAAGAUUGAAAUCUCCACAGUUUGUACAGUUUCACAAUUUGUUCCGUGUAAGAGUUUAAGAAAAUGUUGUGUUUCUGACCUAAAUGUAAUGCUUUACAUUUUCACACGUUUUAAAUUAUAUGUAAAUAUUUUGUUUUAAUGACCUCUCAGUGACCUGUGCAAAACAUCACUGAUUAUAUGGAUAGACAAGAAAAUAAUCAAGGAACUCAUUGAUGUCUGCAUUUACAAAUAUAACAUUAUGGUGUGAAUUACUUGCCGUUGAUGUUGUAAAAACAAAACCCAAAUAAUUAUUAUGGUUACUAUAGGGGUUAGCAGCUGUUUCUCUGAGGAAAAAUACAUAAAUAAAUAAUGAAUUGUGGGAAGUCGCAUACUUUUACAACAAUUGGUCCCUGGGUCGUGUUAUAAAUUGUUUAGAAAUUCUUUAUCCAAGUGCAUUGCAUCUUGUGCAUAAUGUUGCCAAUAUGCUCACAAGUCUUACACUUCAUUGUAAAGGAAUAUGCAGACGUGUUAAUCAAACCAUUACUAUCAGUUACCUAUAUAAAUCUUACAAUUCUUUUCAAAGCUUGGUUCAGUUUAGAGUCAAAGGUCAAAGAUGUUCAUGUUUCAUUACAAUCAUGUAACACGAACACAUACAGGACAGCCCUUGUGAGUUGCCCCUCUCUCAGUGCCAGAUCACUCCCCAUGCGUUCCCAGCUAAUCCCAUGAGCGUACCUGGCACAUCGCUACAGCGAUACCGCCUCUCAGUGCUACUGCGCUCCGGCACUGGACUGGGAUUCUGUUAAUCCGGUCCAGCAGCCAUAGAGGGCAGGAGGGGUGAACGACAGCGAGCACUAGUUCCCUGCUAGACCCCGCUAGAACAUAAGUCAGGUCUAAUAAAGGCCUUUCCUGUGAAGGAACUACCUUACUGACUAUUAAUAUGCAGCAAAUUAGGAGUUUAUUGAAGCAAAAGUUGUAGUUAGUUAGUUAAUUGUGAGAAAUGGUCUCUAAACUAAAGUGACCAAUAUUACUUAGCUGAAUAACAGUAAUUAAUUAAAAAAUAAAAAAUAUUGUUAUUAUUGCGUACUAUAGCAUAAGCAGUACUGCUCACCCUAUAAUAAUAACUUCUACUAUUAAUGUGUAUUUAAAGACAUGUAUUAAUAUUUGUAACAGU